AUGGCUGAAGUUGUCGGAGUUGUGUCUGCAGGCAUCGGGCUGGCUGCCUUCGCUCUUCAGGUCGCAGACAAGAUCGAACGCUUGAAGGACCUCCGUCAGUUUAAUAAAGGCAAGGCUGAAGAGGAGUUGGAAUUCCUCAUUCAGCGGUUAGAAGUGUUGCGAGCAAAUAUUCUGUCGUUUGAGACCGUCCAGGGGUCGAGCGCCGUGGACCGUGCUGUCAGCAACUGCCAGUUGGCAUACAGCAGCGUCGAUGAUAUCCUGCAGCGGGUUACCGGAAAGCUGACCCCGUUCGAAUCAUGGCAGGCUGGACAAAAGGUUAGCUCUGUCAUCAUUGAUCUCACUUGCUCAUACUCAGGCCGUCUCUGGACCGUAGAGUACACUCCUAUAUCCAUGUUCUCCAUGGUUUGCAACAACCUACAUUGGAGUGGAAGAUAUGCGCUUCGGCCAGCUCUCGCUAUUGAGAGAGUGGUCAAAUAUACAUCUCCUGGCUUUGAGGCUCUGUGGCGUUUUCGAAAGGGUCUGAUAUCUUUAUCCGAGACCAUGGAAAGAUUCCGAGAACUCAGAAGAUCCGAUCCAUCGCUCAGACAACACGUACAUCCAGGAGGUCGCAACUAUGUCGAGGAAGGUGAUCUAACACCGCAACAGGAACUGCUACACUACGGUCCGAAUGGAGUUAGAGGCCAAGUCCAGCAAUUCGAGCUUCUGGAAUUCUUCGUCCGCGAAUUGGGUAUGACGCUGGAAAAUGAGGAUCAGAGGUUCCUCGUCCGUUGCGCAAUGUGGAUCGGCGAAGGCCGGCAUCUUGAAUUGCUCAAGACAAUUCUCAACAACGGCUUUGACCCUGGGUGUAUUGAAUCGCCGGUCUACGAGGACUGGCCUGCCCGUUGUUCACCCAAUUGGGGCUCGGAACAGUUCACACCCGAUCCAUUCUUCAUCGAGUACUUGGCUAUGCUCGUCGAAGCUAGUCCGGGUUUUGCUGGAUCGACGCCGCUGCACGACGCCGUGCUCCUCGAGUCCCCAGCCUCUUUGGCUUCAUUGCUUUCUCGCUCAGCAUUACACAUGGAGAAGAACUUUCUGGGUCAGACCCCCUUACACUUGGGAGUCCGCAAUGUGGAAAUAGUCCACCUGCUGGUUGAGGCCGGGCAUCACAUAGAUAUCCCGGACAGCGAAGGAAUCACCCCGCUGAUGUAUGCUGCUGCGAUGGGCAAGACCGAUGUGGCCCAGCUACUCAUUACCCAAGGAGCGAAUCUUUUCAUGCGAGACCUCAAAUGGGAGCGUGAUUUUAUCGCAUAUGCAGCGGCCUGUGGAAAUUGGGAAUUAAUUAUGGACGCUCUCGGCACCAUCCAAACCUGCUACCCACCGAAGGCUUUCCAAUACUUCGUAUCUUGCGCUUUAAUGCGACUGUUGUCUCGUGAUACCUGGCUAGAGGACUCGUGGGGAAGUUAUUUCGCAAGACUUGUCGCCUUACUUGCGGAUACCAAUAUCAAAUUUCACGAUAGUUACCACGGCACGGGCGAUAACAAUCUCCUUCACUAUAUCUCGACUAAAGAAGACGCCUCGACCUUGGUUCAACACGGGAUAUGCCUGUAUGAGGGGCUCCCCAUUUUCUCAUCGGAUGGUUGUCGCUGCCCAUGCUCCCCCGAAGGGUGCUCUCUUCCUGCUGCCUUUCAUACUACUUUCGGGAAUUCCAUAUUCGGCGGUGGUGCCCCCAGCUCUGUGUGGGCACUAGAGCUAGUGUCCCUCGUUGAGGAAACCAGGGGCCCUGAGAACGCGCAGAAGUUGGUACUUGCAUUUCUGCGCAGAAUGAAAUCAGACCAACUUGGUUUAACCCAUGUAUGCUGCCAUCGAGGACAAGGCAUAAUGAGGGAAACUUCCCUUGAACACGCUGCAAUCCCGGAUGAUGAUGUUGACGAAAUCCUCGAAGAAGAGGAGGAAUUCAUUUCUGAGCUUGAAGAUGAUAUGUUGUCAUUGGCUUCGGAACCUUUAGAGUGCUUGAAAUCGAAAUGGAUGGUCAUGCUCCGAGACAGGUACUUCGAAGAAUUGGAAGCAUCUGAGAAGCGCAACAAGAAGACCGAUAAACUUGACGAGAUCAAAGGAGUGAGUCAAUUCCUCAAAAUGUACCAUGUCCAUUGCGAUUUAGACAUCAAUACCCGUCCAUCUGUGUCCGGCCGUAUGGCCGAAUACAUCGUCUGGCUGGAGCACCAGUACAGCAGAUUGAUAGACUCUGGAGACUCUGGAUGCCACAGAGAUACGUGGUACAGCAAAAGAUUGGCGUGUGUUUUCGAGUUCAUGCAAGUCAUCCAGAUUGACGCCGAGGAAAUUGUUGAUAGAGCCAACAACAAGAUCAAAUUCGUAUCCUGGGAGGAACCGGGCAACCCAGAUAAGGACCGCAUAUCUGAGCACUUUCUGGCCUCUGUGAAGAGGCUCGCAGCGAAUUCUUAA
Aspergillus terreus NIH2624 is the source of this 2439-nucleotide messenger RNA. RefSeq names its product ankyrin repeat domain-containing protein. Bases 1 to 2439 code for a protein of 812 amino acids. Lineage: Eukaryota; Fungi; Ascomycota; Eurotiomycetes; Eurotiales; Aspergillaceae. The record is from RefSeq and is a predicted model, not a curated record. The transcript has 9 exons. Gene Ontology annotation, molecular function: protein binding. Gene Ontology annotation, cellular component: nucleus; cytoplasm.